This is a messenger RNA of Microtus oregoni (creeping vole), 975 nucleotides long. Its product is annotated as transmembrane protein 184C-like. Lineage: Eukaryota; Metazoa; Chordata; Mammalia; Rodentia; Cricetidae. Bases 247 to 975 code for a protein of 242 amino acids. Gene Ontology annotation, molecular function: transporter activity. Gene Ontology annotation, biological process: transport. The transcript has 6 exons. The record is from RefSeq and is a predicted model, not a curated record.
UUGUGCACAGGUCUGCAUGCACUAGAAUAUUCAUAUACAUAAAAUAAGUCUCUAAAGGAGACAUAUUAAGAUAUGGGUUUGCUUGGUUAGUCAUAACUUUGAGUUUUGCCAUUUUUUAGGGUAUGUGAGGUUAUUGGUGUCUACGAUGAAGGGAACUUGAGUGUCUUCAACGCAUGGACUUACUUAUUUAUAUUAAAUAACUUGUCAGAAUUCUUUGCCUUGUACUGCCUCUGGCUGUUUUAUGAAAUGCUGAAAGAAGAGCUCAGAGGUCUAAAACCUGUUGGCAAGUUUAUUUGCAUCAAACUGGUAGUCUGGCUCUCAUUCUUGCAAGCAGCAAUUAUAACUGUGUUGCUAAAAGUUGGAAUAAUUUCAGAGACACUUACGAAGGAAUGGCAAAGUCCUGAAGCUACGGCCAUAGGCCUGCAAGAUUUCAUCACCAGUGUUGAGAUGCUUUUUGCGGCAUUUGGAAACCAUUAUUUUUUUUCAUAUAAGCCUUAUAUAAAAGAAGGAGAGGAAGGCUCAUGCUUUGACUCCUUCCUAGCAAUGUUUGAUGUGUCUGAUGUCAAGCAUAAUAUUACCGAGGAUAUGAGAUAUUUCGGGAGAACUAUGCGAGGUUGUCCCAAAAAAGAUGUUGUCCUGAAAACCCAGAGCAUACUGAUCACACAAGUUGGCUUACCUCAUCACCACACAAUGAAGGUUCUCCAGGCUCAAAGACAUCCUUUCCCCAGGGCGAGUAUAGGGGCUUUGGACACGAAUACUCCCCAGAAUGCAGCUGUUGCAUUCCAUCUGGGUGAACAUGUCAGGAUUGACAUCCCAGAAGAGAAGGGCCCUCCUGACGGUUCAGGCAAAUAUCCAGACAUUAAAAAACAGCGUCUUCACAGGACAUGCUCUGGGUCCGCAGAUACACAUCUGCCAGGUUGUUUACAGGGAAAAGGGUAUGUGAGGUUAUUGGUGUCUACGAUGAAGGGAACUUGA